UGGUGGAAAGGAUGUUGGGUGUGAUUUGGGGGGGGGAUGUGCUUCGAAAGCUCAAUGCAUGUUCGUUAUCGGAAAAAGAGGCAGGGGGAGUCGAACUGCUAGUAGAUGAUGUAAAAGCGGGUGUCGAAGAAUGUGAAGGAAGUCUAUUUGGUAAAGUCGUAGGGGAUAGACCGGCGAGUAUAAUGGGGAUCAAACAUGCUAUGAGUAGCAUCUGGAAACUUCAGCAGGCGAUGGAGGUGAAGAAAAUCAGUUCUAAUUUUUUUCAAUUCCUAUUUACAUCAAUGGAGGAUAAAGCAAAGGUGGUGGCAGGAAAUAAUUGGCUCUUCGAGAACCAGUAUCUUGUUUUAACGGAGAGGUUUCCUGGUCUUCACAGUUCUCACUCGUGUUUUGAGGAAAUCAACAUUUGGGUCCAGGUGCAAAAUGUCCCUCUGAACUGGAUGUGCACGGAGGUGGGGAUGAGAAUAGGCCAGAUUUUCAAUAGAGUGAAGAAUGUGGUUGUUUGUAAAGUGGGAGGAGAAGUGGGGAGCUUCAUCAAAAUUCUUGCUGUUUUGAGUCUAAGAGAGCCUAUUCCAAGAUGCACAGUUGUUAAGCUGGGAGACCAACGCAUUACGGUUGUAUUCAGAUAUGAGAGGCUGGUCAACUUGUGUCAUUAUUGUGGGAUGAUCGGGCAUUUGGACAGGGGCUGUAAGCGCAGGGCUGAGGAUAUUGAAAAAGGGCCACUGAAGGAAGGUCAAUUUGGAGAAUGGCUGAAAGCAAAAGAGACUUACCAUGGGGGAAGAACUUUCCAGGCUAGUAGUUCAGGGGAAAAAAGUGCCCCUCCUCAACAAAAUUCAAAUCAAGAUUCCAUUGUCUUUGCAAAUGAAUCCCCUAUCAAAAAUGCUCAAUCUGCUGUUGAGGUGUGUAAGGACAAUCCAGGAAAUGAGAGAAGUGAGUUUGGAGCAGCAGAGGCCCACAGUCAGAUGCCAGUGGGCCUAGAGAUUGUGCCUGCGCAAGUGGAACCUACUCCAACAGUUAUUAUGACCUUGGGGGAGAAGAUGGAAUUCCCUAUGGAAGUUGAACAACAAGGAGUGA
This is a messenger RNA of Striga hermonthica, 1071 nucleotides long. The record is from the annotation of a GenBank genome assembly. NCBI's taxonomy places the organism in Eukaryota, Viridiplantae, Streptophyta, Magnoliopsida, Lamiales, Orobanchaceae.